This is a messenger RNA of Exophiala spinifera, 660 nucleotides long. RefSeq lists its product as uncharacterized. The record is from RefSeq and is a predicted model, not a curated record. The transcript is spliced from 2 exons. The coding region runs from base 1 to 660 and encodes 219 amino acids. Lineage: Eukaryota; Fungi; Ascomycota; Eurotiomycetes; Chaetothyriales; Herpotrichiellaceae. Gene Ontology annotation, molecular function: acyltransferase activity, transferring groups other than amino-acyl groups.
AUGCCUGCCUUCGUGCUUCUCCCGGCAUCUCCUUCUGACUUGGAGCGCAUUGCGCAACUUCAGUUUGAGUCCUUUGCCAGCGAUCAUGGCUUCCCGGUUAUUUUCCCCAAAGGUGCUUCCCCGACAUCCCUCACGCACUUUGUCCAUUCCUUUGAAAAUGAUAUGGAAAAUGAUCCUACGUGCUUCAUCAUGAUAGUCAAAGAAGCAAUGUCAAGCGUAAUUGUCAGCUACGCUGUGUGGCAUUUCUAUCCGCCGAAAUCGCAAGAUGAGAUCGACAUGGAGAUGUUGGUCGAAAACAUUCCACUCCCCGCGGAUGCAAACCAAGAAUUGGGGAACAGAUUGAUCCGUGAGAGCAUCAGAAAGAAGCAUGAAGUCGUGACGGCGGCGAUUGGACCUCAAAAGCCCUAUGCCUUCUUAGCUGCGCUGGGCACAAGUCCCCAAUAUCAGCGGCAAGGAGCAGCGUCCUUGUUGAUGACUUGGGGUGUGGAGAGAGCAGAUGACCGAGGCGUUGCUAUCUACGUAGAAGCAUCUCCCGACGCCUCCAGGCUAUAUGAGAAACACGGUUUCCAUGAAGUCAGCCGACUGAGGCUGGACAUGGCACCGUGGAAGGAAGGCGAUUAUUUCAAUACAUGUAUGAUCCGGGAGCCGACGACGAGCUGA